Messenger RNA from Acanthoscelides obtectus, 2249 nucleotides. The record is from the annotation of a GenBank genome assembly. NCBI's taxonomy places the organism in Eukaryota, Metazoa, Arthropoda, Insecta, Coleoptera, Chrysomelidae.
AUUUUAUUGUCUUUUGAAUGGGUCGUUGGCAGACCCACUGUCGCUGAGCGCUCACAGCGCUACUGAGAAUAACCCGAGAGUCGUCAGCCAACACAAUAAUUGUUGCAUCAGCCGGUUUUGAUCAGCAUAUAACAUCUGAUUUUGUUUAUCGCGGUUUAUCAAAGAAAUGAACCCAGAUUGGGCUGAAGCCGAGUUACUUCCGGAGGUGCAGGAGAAUGAUGUCAAGUCCCUCUGGGUUUUCGGGUAUGGAUCGCUGUGCUGGCGACCAGGGUUCGACUUCAACAAAGCUGUCACGGGGUUUAUUAAAGGGUAUGCUAGGCGGAUGUGGCAGGGAAAUACCACGCAUAGAGGAACUGAGGAUAAGCCUGGUAGAGUGGCCACGUUGAUAGAAGACCCACAGGAUGUAGUUCAUGGAGUGGCGUUUGCGAUAAGCGGAGAUGAUGCGAUGACCUACCUUUCAAAACGAGAGUGUAAAUUGGGUUCGUACACGACGCAGUUUGCUACUUUCUAUCCUGUUAAAGGUCAACCGUUCAAAGUAUUAGCUUAUGUCGCACAACCAGAGAACCCCUUGUGGUUGGGAGGUGCAGAUGAAAAAUCCAUUGCCCAGCACAUAUUAGACUGCAGUGGUCCAAGUGGCCACAACGUGGAGUAUUUGGUUAGACUGGCAGACUUCAUGAGAGAACAUUUUCCUGUACAUUAUGACGCACAUUUAUUCACGAUAGAAAAUGAAAUUUUAGAAUUAAUCAGGAAUAAAAAAUUAUGCUUGAAAAGCAUGAUGGGCAAUGGAGAAGGUUGCAUUAGACUUAAGCAGAAAUCACCAUGCUCGCCGUCUGACAUGGUAGACGAACCUCAAAGGACUGAUACCUUUUUAUAUUCAGUCAAGAUACAAAAGAAAAAGCUGCGUUGCUUAAACCCCUAACGAUGUUCGAACAGCUUACAGUACGAAAAAUAUGUCAAGGUCACUUAUACCUUUUUGUUUUGAAAACAACUGGCAACGUGAAAAUCGUCAAAUAUCUAUCAUGCUUGCUACAAGUUCCAAAUUUUUGGCCAGCAUAUUUUUUUAUUUUUCUUUAGUGAGAAACGUGCCGAACAAUUUUAUUUAUUUUAAAAUUCCCACUUUGAAAUCCAUUGGAUGCCGAUUUGUUUAGAAAAAAUCGAGCAAUAAAGGCCAUUGAAUAAUUUUUGCGUUGUUUUUUCUUAUCUCGCGGCUGGCAAUGUUUGUGUUUUUCUUAUUUUAUUUUAAUGUAUGUUUUAUGGCGCAUACAAUUGUGAUACGAAAGACUCGAUAGCGUAAGUACAUCCAUUAAAAAGCAGUAUUUUGGUCAAUCAUAGUAUUUUUGAUUACAGUGUUUGAAACUAAAUGCGAAAACAAAAAUUGAUAAUCCUUGAUAUUGUAUUGUAGAUAUCAUAGAAUAUAAGGAUUGGUGAAAAAUAACACAGUCAAAAAGCGGUGUGUUCUUCCUAUGUACGUGUUCACGUUGAACACGAAUCUGAAGUCGAAAUUGAGAGUCGGUGGACAACUAAGGAAGUAAUUCAGGCAUUAAGAACACACAUUUUGGAAUUUUUCGUCCACCAAAAAUGCCAAUUUUUGUAAUUCUGCUGUCUAAAUUACUUUCACAUUGGUCCAGCUUUUCCCAAUUUUGACUUCAAAUUCGUAAUCAGAGGGAAAACAUGUAUCGAAAAAAUAUUGGGAGGCAUCACCACACACCACUAUUCUUUUUGUGGACCUAUGGGACCAUUUUCUCUAAAAUUUGUCCACCCACCCCCAAUUUUAACUUCAAGUUCGCGUUCAGCAUAAGGAAGAAAAACAGUCGGAUCCAAAGCACAUACCACCUUUUUAUUUUGUAGGUCUGUGUAACUGACAAAAGAUUAAACCUACGAUUUGAUAGUACAUGGACCUCGUGAAGGAAAGUAAUCAUUUUCUAAAUAAUCUCAUUUUCCAUCCAACUUCGAGAUCUAAUAUUUUGAAAACGUUGCUAAUUAGUACGAUAUUUUUAUUGAGUAUUUUAUGUCUUUGAUGGCCCUAAUGGGAGUAACAAAUCUCUUUCCGCGAGAGAAAAAAUCAGCUAAAAAGCUAUUGAAAAUUUAGACAUUGUCCUUUUGUCAACUUUUAUACUUUGUACAUAUAUUUGUUAUUUUGAGUAAUAUCUGACGUAAAUGUGAUCGUACAUCUGCAUAUUGUAAUUUUUAUUGUGGAUUCAGCUGUGAUUUUUCAUACGUGACUUUUAAUAAAUUAUGUUUUUAUUAUA